AUUAAAAAAUCAAAUCUGACAUAUUUUGAAAUCUGAAUUGACGUAUUCCUACAUUGAAAAUUGAAGUUACUAUUCAAUUUUGUACACAGUACAUUGUACAUAUUCAAAAAUGACGAUUUAUAAUAUGUAUAUUUUUGAUCGUUAUGGCACUUUACUUUAUUACGGUGAAUGGAAUAGGACCAAACAAUCUGGAAUGUCCAGGGAGGAGGAGGGCAAGUUGAUGUAUGGAAUGCUGUUUUCAAUCAAAUCUUUUGUGACAAAGAUAUCGCCAUUGGAUCCCAAAGAUGGUUUCAUCAAUUAUAGAACUUCGAAAUACACUCUGCAUUGCUUAGAAACUCCUUCGGGUCUCAAAUUCGUUGUCAACACAGAUAAUCAAGCUCAGGGAAUCAGAGAACUGUUGAAAAAGAUCUAUUCAGAUAUCUAUGUUAAAUAUGUAAUACGAAAUCCAUUGUGUGGUAUAGGCGAACCAAUUAUUAGUGAAUUAUUUAAAAAUAAGUUAGAUGUAUUUAUUAAACAGGCUCCUUUAACUGCUGUAAGAGCAUCUUGAAGAUGAAUUGUUAUUCAUCAUAAGUUAUUUCUUAAAAUGGUAUUUUUCUUAAAGAAAUAUUGCUGGAUUGCAAAUACAUGAUGAAAACUCCAUGAAGUAGCAUGAGUGCAUCAUCUUUAUAAGAGAAGUUACUAUUUUGUAUUCAAACAUUUACCAACAGUUUCUAUAGCCGUUGAUUAUAAGGUUUUGAUUAUACCAUUAUAUAUACCAUUUCCAAUUUCAAUAUUUCUCCAAUCUUAUUUCAUGAAAAAAUUGAUUUUUAAGUAAAAAAUUCUGAUAACUAAUUAAAUUACAUAUUUCACCAUGAAGAAGUAAUGAGUUUUAAGUCAUAUAAUAUGU
This is a messenger RNA of Zerene cesonia (dogface butterfly), 886 nucleotides long. It is a transcript of the gene Bet5, whose product is annotated as trafficking protein particle complex subunit 1. NCBI's taxonomy places the organism in Eukaryota, Metazoa, Arthropoda, Insecta, Lepidoptera, Pieridae. The record is from RefSeq and is a predicted model, not a curated record. Gene Ontology annotation, cellular component: TRAPP complex. Gene Ontology annotation, biological process: endoplasmic reticulum to Golgi vesicle-mediated transport. Bases 110 to 547 code for a protein of 145 amino acids. The transcript is spliced from 2 exons.